GCUACCGGAUUCUGUGUCCGGGCGGGCGGGAGGGGUGCGGUGGUCCCUCCAGCUGUCACCCGCGGGUCUUGGCCUGACCAUCCACUCUCUCCUUUCCCCUACGGUGCCCGGGUCCUGCGCCUCCUCCUCCCCGCUACGCGAGAGUCAUGAGUCUCCCGGAGCAGCAGCAGCCGCUGCCCCCGCAGGACCUGGCCCCGCUGGAGCCGCCGGCCCUCGGCCGGGGCUUGGGGCCGCCCGCAGUGAGUUCAGGUGAUGCUUCUCCAGAUGAAGGGCUAAUGGAAGACUUGACUGUUGAAAAUAAAGCUCUGGAGCAGCUGGCACAAGGAUUACUUUCUCAUUAUUUGCCAGACUUGGAGCGAUCAAAGCAAGCCCUACAGGAACUCACACAGAACCAAGUGGUAUUACUAGAUACAUUAGAGCAAGAGAUUUCAAAAUUCAAAGAAUGUCAUUCUAUUUUGGAUAUUAAUGCUUUGUUUACAGAAGCUAAAUACUAUCACAACAAGUUAGUGAAUAUAAGAAAAGAGAUGCUGAUGCUUCAUGAAAAGACAUCAAAGUUGAAAAAAAGAGCACUUAAGCUCCAACAAAAGAGACAGAAAGAAGAGUUGGAACGGGAACAGCAACGAGAAAAAGAAUUUGAAAGGGAGAAGCAGUUAACAGCUAAACCAGCUAAAAGGACAUAAAAAAACUAAUCGGCACUCAUCUUGUCAAUGUAUAUAUGUUUAUUUUUAUAUGUAUAUAUUUAUGAGUGUGUACAUAUUUUUUUCUUUCCCCUAUUCCAUAUUCUUUGGAUUUAAGAGAGCUUCAUUGGUAGGGUCAUUUUGAUGUAGUGCCUUAUGCCACUGUUCAGAAUUCUAAUGUGCUUUGCACUUACCGAAUUGCCAUGUUUUCAUUCUAACCAUUUAGGAUGCCAUGUUUUUCAUUGGUUGUCAAAAUGUAAAUCUGUUUUAAAAUUAUAUGAUAUUUAACUUUUUUUUUAAACUUUGCUUUUCUCGUACUUUUAAAAAUCAACUGGAUUUUUGCCUUGAUACAGCUAAUGAUGAAUGGUUUGAUUUCAUUCAUUUGACACAUAUUAAAAGCACUUAGUUUGUACAGUGCCCUUGGGGUUGAAAGAAUAGUUAAGGUUCUGUUACUGAACACAUACAAAAUUUUAAAUGUUUGUUUAUUGGAAUGCUUUGCUCUUUUUUGAGCCAUACAAAGAUGACUUUUGAUUCUCUGCCCUAUGAUUAAAUUGAGGGGGGCUCUUCUGUUGAUUUUGUUAAGACAGAACUCUAAAGAUGCUACCAUGCCAACUACCUAACAAUACAUGCCACUGGCAGGAGGUGCAUUGUAUAUAGCCUACAUAAGUGUGUAGGAAAUUUGGCAUGGGAAAAAAUGACAUAGAAUUAGUGGCAUCUUGGACGUAGGAAAAUGAGCAAAAGAGAAAGUUGUCUUUACAGAAUGGAGACCACGUAGUUUUUCUUUUCCUGCCAUUUUUAAGCCUUUUAUCCUUACGACAUCAGCGUCUUAAUGUGCUUUAAAUUGGACUAGAUCUGUAAGCUGGUAUUAUAGGGCUACUGUGGUACUCUAUGACCAUUGACCCUUCUUUACUUGAACAUUUAUGACAUAGAGUAACAGUUUUGAAGCACUGAAAUGAUAUUCAAGUAGAUAGGGAUGCUUAAGCCCCAUUUCUUGAUUUGCCAGUGUGGUCUCUAGCUCUGUCUUGUGACUUUGUCUCAUUAGGGGUUAUCUUAUCAUUCCAUACUUUGCUUCAUUUAUAAAAUGAAAAUGAUGUGUUGCCUACCCAUUUUAUAGUGAUAUUAAUGGAUUGGAGAGGGUUGGUAAAGAAAGUACCAAAAAGAAAGACACACACCAUUGUGAAACUUAGCCUUUUUCAGAAAUUUUUUGAAUACACGCAGGAAAAUAUUAUGUGGGGGAAAAUUAUAGUUUCACUCUCUAAAAUCCAGUGUGCAUAUCCCAUUUUUAAUGUUAAGGGGUAUUUACCAGUUGUCUAAUCUCUAUCAUAUAGAGAGAAUGAGCAGAAAACUAGGAGGGUAUAUGAUUUGAAUGUAUAUCUUUUCUAAUUCACGUUACAAUUUGCAGAUAUCUUUUUAUUAAGCUAGAAUCUACCUCUGAUCACAUAUCAGGCUAAUACAGAAGAAUAGGAAAAUAUUUGAUUUUGGAAGAAUACAAAAAAAAAUAGGUCCAUUAACACACUUGGGUUCUUUUUCUUCUUCUCAAGUGAAUGAUUAAUCAUAGUACACACCCAUCUGACUUUGACUUUAGACUUAUGAAUGUUGGUUUCACGUGGCCAGAUGUUGAGAUCUAUACACUGAAAUUGCCUGGGCAGGAUUUCAAUAAAUUAAACAUUUGAAGGAGCAGUAUCACAAAACUUUCUGUGUAUAAAAAUUGGUUUAAUUUGGUGGAGUUGAGUGGUCUAAGUUAUUGAGCUCGUUUAAAAUUAUUACAUAUCCCAUUGUUGUGUGAUCAGUUCUGUCACCUGAUUUUUUUUUUAAGAAAGGCUUUAAGACUGAACUCUUAACAGGCAGUAAAUAUCUUGAGAAUUGUGGGUUAUACGAGUAGUUCAUUUAAUUAGCAAUAUUAAAGUAGAUGAUGAGCUUGGUAUGUAUAAGGCACUUAAUGGUUUAAUUUUUUGCAUUUUAAUAACUUAAGAGUAGCAAGUUGAAAAGCUGAUCUAUAAGUAACCAACCAUUUUUAGAUCAGGUUGUAAGUUUUAAAAUGCAGUUAUUUAGUAAUUGAAACACAGCCUACAGACUUAACUUUUUCAAAAUUUUUUAUAUAGUUCUUGAACUGUAUAUAAGAACAUGGGUGUAUAAGAAGUUGAAAGUUACUAACAGAAAUUAAUUUGGUACUGUAUUGAGCACAAAACCAAUAAAGAAGUAAUGGCUUGGUCCUUAGGAUCUUUCCAUAUUCUACUUUAAAAAAGAAAUCACUGCCUUUAUUUUGAAACUAUAUCACGUAUGUACUGAGGAUUAUUUCGCUUUAACUUGUGACAUUUUAAAAAUGCUGACUUUGUAGCAGAUCUCCUAGUUUAUUGCGGACAUUGAAUGUAAUUCAAGUUGUGCAGGUACUGAGCUUUUUCUGAUAAAUGUUGUCAAAAGUUAUUCCAGGUGUACUGUCUGUUCCUUCAUACAUUAGUCUGGUUUUGGAGCUUGUAAAACAAGGAAUAUUUUUUACAUGUUUAAUAAAAAGUGGCUUAUGAUGAAAUUU
This is a messenger RNA of Trichosurus vulpecula (common brushtail), 3207 nucleotides long. It is a transcript of the gene BLOC1S6, whose product is annotated as biogenesis of lysosomal organelles complex 1 subunit 6. The transcript has 5 exons. Gene Ontology annotation, biological process: intracellular transport. The record is from RefSeq and is a predicted model, not a curated record. Bases 147 to 680 code for a protein of 177 amino acids. Lineage: Eukaryota; Metazoa; Chordata; Mammalia; Diprotodontia; Phalangeridae. Gene Ontology annotation, cellular component: extrinsic component of membrane; BLOC-1 complex; transport vesicle.